Aspergillus steynii IBT 23096 is the source of this 1228-nucleotide messenger RNA. It is a transcript of the gene ssuA, whose product is annotated as RNA polymerase II subunit A C-terminal domain phosphatase. The record is from RefSeq and is a predicted model, not a curated record. The coding region runs from base 229 to 1137 and encodes 302 amino acids. Gene Ontology annotation, biological process: termination of RNA polymerase II transcription. NCBI's taxonomy places the organism in Eukaryota, Fungi, Ascomycota, Eurotiomycetes, Eurotiales, Aspergillaceae. Gene Ontology annotation, cellular component: nucleus; mRNA cleavage and polyadenylation specificity factor complex. The transcript is spliced from 2 exons. Gene Ontology annotation, molecular function: RNA polymerase II CTD heptapeptide repeat phosphatase activity.
UUUUGCUCUUCGGGCUGCGGCCCUCGUCUUCACUCUCACGCUGGCCGCUUUCUCUUCGCUAGUUCGGUCGCAGAUAAUGCGAGGCUCGUUCAAGUCAUCACAGGGACCUAGUAGUGAACAAAGCUUCAAGCCUCCUUGAUUCUAUUUUUUCUCUUAAAAUAAAUAACUUAAAUCCUUUAUCUCCCUUCCCAUCUGAUUUAAUCUAUUCUAUAAACAAACCAACCCAUCAUGGCCUAUGAUCCCAGACUGUCCAGUGCCGGCACUGCGACCCCCGACCCCCCACCACCUCCCCCUCCCCCUCCAGAGCCUGCGUCCUCGACCACCAACACGUCCUCGACGAUGACAACCGGGCCGCAGGAGGAGGGGAGCGAGUCGGGGUCAGGGCCGCAGAAGGGCAACACAUCCCCGACGGAGUCCGACUCCUACAAACUCCGCUUCUGCACGGUCUGCGCAUCCAACCAGAACCGGUCGAUGGAAGCCCACCUCCGACUCUCGACGGCGCCGUCGCCCUUCCCGGUGAUCUCGUUCGGGACGGGCUCGCUCGUGCGUCUCCCGGGCCCAUCCAUCACGCAGCCCAACGUCUACAGCUUCAACUCGACCUCGUACGCACAGAUGUACGACGAGCUGCAGGGCAAAGACGAGCGCCUGUACCGCAACAACGGCCUGCUGAACAUGCUGGAGCGCAACCGCAACCUGAAAUGGGGCCCCGAGCGCUUCCAGGACUGGGUGCCCGGCAUGCCGCGCGUCGACCACAUCUCCAAGGGCGACCGCGGCGCCAUCGGCACCGAGGGCGGCGUCGUCGACGUCAUCAUCACCUGCGAGGAACGCUGCUGGGACGCCGUCGUCGACGACCUCAUGAACAAGGGCUCGUCGCUGAACCGCCCCGUGCAUGUCUUCAACGUCGACAUCAAGGAUAACCACGAGGAGGCGCUGGUGGGUGGCAAGGCCAUCCUGGAACUCGCCAAUCGGCUGAACGAGGCGGCCGCGCAGGAGCGCAAGGCCAAUGGCGUCGAGGGCUGGGAGAACGGCGCCGGCGACGCCCGGAAGAGCUUCGACGAGAAGGUGCCGGAGAUUCUGGCCGCGUGGCAGGAGAAGUGGCCGAAUCUGCCGGCGUUGUGGACGUUGGCGUGGCUGUAGCUGGAGAUGUUCUGUCUACGUCUUGUUUGAAUGAGCGAUGAGAAUCCUUAUUAUGCUUUAAUCUAGACAACGGAAUGAUAUAAUCGUAUAA